CAUAGAUUCGUAUGAAUUUCCUGGUUCUAUGCUAAUCUACUCAUUGGAAUCGACGAUUUAUAUAACUGUGUGUUAAGAAAUAUUUUUUGGACUCGUGAAUUCAUUACUCCAAGUCUGCUCUGCACUUCGAUUCGUGUGAGUACUCUUAUAGCGCAGUAUCAUCGAUGCGAUAGCCAAAUCCUCGAGUUAAUGACGUCAAAACGCCAUACAUGACGUAAAAUGUUUGAGCAUGAUAGUCUUAUCCUUCGGUCAUUUUUUUCUUCUGUCAAUGAGAAGGGAGUCAGGCGCCAGAUAUAAUUCAGCUGCUAAUUGCAAAACCGGAAUGAAUUUCACGAGAUUUCAUCGAACAGAAUACCGAGUUGCGAUAUCCCUUUCUAAAUCAUCCGACACGCGUGAUAUGAUGAAAGAAAAAGAAAGAAAAUUUCUGCGACUGUGAGAAGUGAUGAAACCAAUAAAUGGCAACUGUCAUUUAGACUAUUAGAACAAAAAAAUGAAAGAGAUUGUGUAGACACAUGUCUCCUGUCGAUCUUUAGCCAACACGAGCGGACAGAAAAAUGUGAAUAGUACACGUCGAUCGUUUACCUCUAACCGAUCGAAAUAUACACAAACGCGGCGUUCAGGUAUAUAUGUAUAGCCUAGCUAGACACAAAAGGAAAAUUCAUUCAAGUGCACGGAUGUUUUCCUCCCGAGCGACUGUGCGUCAAUAGUCGCAUGUAAUCGCUCUCACGUUCUACGUCUUGCGGGACUUUUACUGCAGAUGUACUGCUUCCAGAACCCGUUCUCGCGGGCGGCGCGCAGCGUCGUGACGAACCCCCUGAGCUCCAAGUGCAGCUCGGAGCCGAAGCGGCGCAGCAGCGAGGCGACGAGCGAGGGCUCGGGCUCGGGCUCCUCGAUCCGCUACAUCGACCAGCUCUCCGGAGCCAGCAGCACCGACACCCUGCCCGGCAUCCGCAACGACUACCUGGACAACGAGCUGCUCUCCCCGGGCCCGGAGUGCCUCGCGUCGCCGACCAUCGUCUUCACCAGCGAGGACAACAGCAAGACCACCGUGACCACCGCCUGCGCCCCGGCCGAGGCGCUGAACGCCGGCACGCCGUCGACGCCGCCGACGCUCGAGGAGCACGUCGGCAACGGCUGCGCCACCAAGUCCCGCCGCCGGCGCAAGCUCCUGCUCUGGCUGCGCUCCGACGAGCUCUCCAACUCGAGCAGCUCGGCCUCGCCCUCCCCGGCCAGCGACUCGUCCUGCAAGCAGCAGCAGCAGCAGCAGCAGCAGCAGCUGCAGAACAAGCCCUCGCCCAAGCACCGGCUGCAGUCCCGGAGGCACUACUCCACCGGCUCGAGGAGCAUGCUGCUGCGCGGCAUCGAGACCGGCUUCAGCGACGAGGAGGACGACGACGAGCUGGACGACGAGGAGGAGGAGGAGGAGGACAUGGACGAGGACGAGGAGGACACCUGCGCCCUCGAGGAGACCGAGACCGAGGAGGCCUCCUCGCUGCCGUCCAGCCCCGCGGCCCCGGCGACCGUCGGCCUGGCCAGCGGGGGUCCGCUGCCCAGCGUGCCCUACUACGGCUUCCUCUCGGUCAGCGGCGGCGCCAUGCGCCAGGAGAGUACCAGCACGAGCUCGCCCCAGCUGACGAGCGCCUGCGCCGCCGAGGGCGGGCGCACGCCCCCGACCGAGAGCCUCGUCUCGCUGAAGGAGGAGAAGCGCGCCGGCAGCACCGAGACCGUGGCCAUCAAGUCGCUGCAGCACCUGAAGCCCGGCGAGCCGUCCGGACUCGAGGCGACCCUCGGGCUGCCCGUCGCCCGCUCCUGCCCGAACCUCGAGCGCCAGAGCGCCGGCUGCUCCAGCGCCAGCGGCUCCUCCAGCCCCAGCCCCAGCCCGGGGCCCGCCGGGCCUCGCUUCAAGCCCAUCGAGGAGGGCGACAUCCAGGUCUGCUACCUCAACCACACCAGGACCCUCGUCAGCAAGAUACUCUCCAGCAGGUUCCUGCGCAGGUGGGAGACCCACCACCUCUAUCUCAACGACGCCUGCCUCUCCUCCAAAACCCUGACCGGGUUCCUCCAGCAGCCAGUGCCCUACAGCAGCAUGACGGAGGUGUACGCGGUCGCUCGAUGGGAUCCGACCUACAAAUACUGCCUAAGAAUCGUCCUGCCCGACGGCUCGCUUCUGCUCCAGGCGAGCAACGCCUACACGCGGGAUCAGUGGUACCACUCCAUACUCUGGAAGAAAAGCAUCUACAAGUACCAGCACCUCGUGUCCGAGGCCACGAAGGAGGAGGUCGUGCUGCGCGAGCUCAAGGCCCUCGUCGACUUUGCGCUCUGGACGCCUCUGCAGGACGAGCGAGUGGCGGGAGCGCCGCUGGAGUCGGUGGCCAAGCUACUGGACGAGCCGAGCCAUCUGGAGAGGGGCGACGACGCGACGGCCGCGACCAACGCCAUCAACAACGGCAUCACGAGCAACGGCCCGCUGAUAAUCUCCAAGCUGAUCGACGACUCCUCGCCGGACGAGGAGCUGUCCAUCAGCAACUCGAUCAACUCGACGAGCAACUCGGACGUCAUGCAGGAGGACAGCGAGGGCCGCAGCUGGGCCGAGGCCGUGCUGAACGUCGCGGCGCCGCUCCUGGAGCGCGCGGCUCUGCCCCCGAGCUUGGCCCGCGCGCUCGCCCGGCUGGCCCAGCGACACCCGCGCUCGCCCCUCGUCAUGGCGCUCAGCCCGGCGAUCACGCGCUGCCUCAAGCACACCGUCGACUUCGGCAAGUCGCCCGACAUGCGCCGGCUCCUCCAGGUCUUCAUCGCCGCGCUCUACGAGAACGUCGACGGCGAGCUCGCCAUCAGGGACUACGUCGCCUCGGUCCACGGGCCCGGCAGCGACUGCCCGCACCCCAGGAUCCUGCCCAACCUCGUCUCCAUCUGCGUCGCUGCGAUAUUCCACAGAUUCGAGGUGAGCUCCUGCAAGCAGCAACAGCAAGCGGAGGAGGCCGCGCCCACGUCACUGCCACCCUUAAGAUGCUAUCUUCUCGUUCUGAACAUUGCAUCCGAGUACGCCGACUGGCGACCGGGUCUCGGGGCGCUGCUGCAGCCGGUCCCCUUCCCGGAAGACGCCCUGGCCGACAAGGAGGUCCAGGAGACGGUGCUGUCGUGCGUCAUGCGCCGCUUGGCCAAGGACCCGCGCUGCUCGGUGCACCGGGUCCUGUUGCCGGUUCGAGAGCCCCGACCUGGCUGGAUCCACAUGGCUGCGCCAUCUAGUCCCGCCUGCCCGGACGAGGGUCAGCUCUUCGGCGAUAUGCUAACUACCCUGCUCGCCUGCUGCUGCCGGCGCAAACGCUUCAUAAGCUCGCUGCUCAAGCAGACGGGAGGCGCGUGCAUCCUGUUGGGCGUACGCGGCUGCGACGCCGCGCAGGAGGCUCUCUGCCUGAUGCUGGAAUGGCGACUCCUGCCGAACGAGGAGGCCCGGCUGCAGGUCGUCUCGGCCCUCCAGUCCACCGAGUCCGGCAAGACGAGGUACUCGGCGCUCUGCCAGAGGCAGAGGAAUCUCCAGGAGCUGCAACAGAAGGGCGGGCCGCGCAAGCUGACGCUGCCGGUGCGAGCGACCGACGCGGACGUGGCUCUGCUGCUGGGCGGCGGCGCCCUCGGCAAUCUCGAGUGCCUCAGCCUGGCCUUCACCUCCGUCACCUCCGCCUGCGCCGAGCAGCUGAUCAAGCUCCCGGCUCUGAGGUACCUCAACCUCUGGGCCACGCAGUUCGGCGACACCGGCCUCCAGAUGAUCAGCGAGCACCUGCAGAAGCUCCAGGUGCUCAACCUCUGCGAGACGCCCGUCUCGGACAAGGGCAUCUCCACGCUGGCCUCUCUGACGAACCUGCGCAAGCUCAACCUCAACAGCACGAAACUCUCGGCCUCGACGUUCGAAACGCUGAAGAAGCGGCUGCCCUCGCUGCAGGAGUUCGACGUGCGCUACACGGAGGCCUGGUGACCCGAGUACACGCCCGAGAGCGCCGCCAACUCGAACGGCUGCUCUCGGGACGGCUCGCGCAAGUCGCUCGGCAAAUCGGCGAGCGCCAAGGCCCAGCGUUAGGGCGGCCGGCGGCUCGACGAGGAGGGGUGAAAGAGCAGCACUGCGCAAACAUCGGGAACGCUGAAAGAAAAAUGAAACGCACCUAAGCGCAUCCUCCUCCGUAUAUCUCUCUUUCUCUCCGUCUCUCUCUCUCUCUCUCUCUCUCUCUCUCUCUCUCUCUCUCUCUAUCUAUGUAAUAAUCGUUGCAUUUUCUCGCGAUCGACGAACGGUCCUACGAGCGUAGCUCUCCUACUUAUAUAUUGUAUAUGUAUAACGAGAAACGAGAAUUAAUACCCGUUCGUUUUUUUCUCUAUCUCUAUCUCUCUCUUUCUCUCUCUCUCUCUAUAGAGCUCGGUCUCUAUCGUCUAUCUCUCUAACUUUGCUCCUUACCCACCACGCUCACUCUUUCCUCUUGAUCCGAUAUUGCCUUCCACCACAGACACACACAAUACGCGCACGCGCACACACACACACGUACAGACUCGUCGUCUAUCGUUUGCGAGACGCCUCCGAUAACCGUACAAGCAUAAGCGUGUUACAUUCAUUAUGUUUAUAAUCUAAACGUAAGGCCCGCAACUUGCGUGCGAGAUUCACAUGCGCCGAUUGUUUGUUCUUUUUUCCGCGGCUUGAGGAAUGGCAAUCGAAAAGCCGAGCUUUAUAGCGUUGUUUAAAUUUUUGUACGUGUUGUCAAUGUUAUAAUAUAAUGCUAUUCGUUGUGAAACUUGUUAAAGUUGUUUUUGGAAAGAUUUCGUCUUUUUUAUGACGCCUUUGCAAAGUAUUACAUUUAUUAUCUAGAUUCGCUGGUUCUAAUUCACUCAGACGUCGAGUUUUAUUUUUACGAUGGUUUUAUCUGCCUCUCGUCUGCCUCUCUGCACUCGAUGCACAAGGGUGAACAGUUGCUCGUCUGAUGAUGAUUCCUUGCUGGAGUAAACGAUUAAUAUAUUCCCGCUCAUUGGUACACGUGUCAUUGUAAGAGUUUCCAAACUUCUCUAUGCAUAUAUGUAUAACAUUAAACUCAUACAUGUAUUACAGAUAGAACCAAAGAGAAACUGGUUAUUUAAUAUUAUAAAAGAAAUGAAUCAUGCACGAUGGAUUUAUCUCGACACUUGAUGUUCGCAUUUGUCUUCAAUUAAAACGGCACUACGUAUGGUGGCAGUUUUCUCUGAAAGUUUUAAACCUAUACGAAUGACUGAGGCAUAAACGUUCGUCAAUUGUAAUUUAUUCAAUUUGUUGACAUGUGGAACCGAAGGAAAAAUAUCUCGGUGAAAAAGUAUUUACUUGAAAUUGAACUUGACGCUGCAUUGUCCGUGUUAUUCUUCAAGUAAGUAUUUUCUUGAACGCUGUUGGCGUUUACGCCUAAUCGUAGCAACGUUAGCGAUUAAUCCUGAAAACUGCGAAAUUGAAGUUGGCUUGUUAUCACGACUAUAAUAUACUACUACUACUACUAUUGCUACUACUAGAACCGUAUGCUAUGUACUUAAACCAGUGAAACGAUUAUUUUUCUCUUUAUUUUCUACUCUACGCACAAGUGCAGUGUAACGACUGUUCCAGUCGAUAAACGAGAAGCCUAUCUCUGCUUAGAAGAAGCUAUUUAUUUUGCUGAGAAAACUCAUAGAGUGUAGAUUCGAUUCAUAAAUCGAAAAUCUCUCCAUUUGUUUUCUAUACAUAUCAUCCAACUGCAUACUCUAAGACUUGAAUAUAUUCCAUUAAACUUUAAGCAGCACUCUUUAGAAUCUUUUAUUAAGACUUUCAACUCUGUUCUGAGAUUCUUCUUGAAUACAUAUAUAAAUAUACUGAACAUUCGCAUGAGAAUAGAUGGAUUGUUGUAAGCAGGGAUAGUUGAGAAGUAAGAGAGGAUAUUAAAAAAAAAAAAAAAAAUAUCACAAUAACGGUGAAAGUCUCAGAGAACCUAACG
This is a messenger RNA of Nasonia vitripennis (jewel wasp), 5966 nucleotides long. Its product is annotated as C-Maf-inducing protein. NCBI's taxonomy places the organism in Eukaryota, Metazoa, Arthropoda, Insecta, Hymenoptera, Pteromalidae. Bases 758 to 3970 code for a protein of 1070 amino acids. The transcript is spliced from 11 exons. The record is from RefSeq and is a predicted model, not a curated record.